AUGGCGACGAGGUUUUUCAAAGAUGAAAUCACCAUGCCGAUCGGGAAAGUGCACGAAUUUAAUUUGGACGGGCCUGGGAAUUGGCCAGCGUACGUUCGUCUCGUGGAACAAUUCAUUAAACUCAACGAUAUCAAUAAUGAAUUACGUGUGGCCACGUUGCUUACUCAUGUCGGGGCGGCAACCUAUGCGCUCAUGUGCGACUUGUGUGCUCCCGAUCAUCCGGAAAGCAAAAAGUUCGACGAAAUCGUGACUUUAGUGAAAAACCACCUGGAGCCUAAACCAGCUAUACUCAACCUGCGGCCCACGGGCCGCAUGCGGCAGAGGAGGCAAGGUGAGGGCGAAUCGAUCGGUGUAUUUUUGCAAAGUCUAAAGCAUCUAGCAACCCACUGCAAUUUCGGUGCGAGCCUCGAAGAAAACAUACGCGAUCAGUUCGUAUCAGGGUUACGGAGUGAGGAGAUGCGAUCCAGAUUAUUCGCGGAAGCCUGGCUCGACUACAAGAAGGCUGUGGAGCUGGCGCUGGCGCUGGAGGCGGCCGAGCGGCACGCGGCGGAGGCCGCGGGCGGCUCGCGCGCCGCGCUGUGGCCGGCGGCCGGCUCGGCGAGACUCGGCGCGGGCGACGCCACUGCGGACUCCGGGCUGUUCCGCCACGCGGCUGCGCGCGGCGAGCGCCCGAGGACGAGGGUCGCCUGCUGGCGGUGCUCCAAGGAGGGACACACGCCCAACAAGUGUAGAUAUAAAGUUUAUGUGUGUGAUAAGUGUAAAGUGAAAGGGCAUUUGAGUGUCGCGUGUACCAGAAACCCGAAGGAAGCAGGACAAUCCAGGUACCAAAAUUAUUUUAUUGAAAGUGUCUCGGACUCGGAACGUGAGGGGUUCGAGGGGUUAUAUAAUGUCAAUGGUAUCUCAGUUAAGAACUUGAAUGAUGGGCCCUAUUUUUGUGAACUGUUGGUAAACAAUAAGAAAGUACUAUUUGAAAUAGACACAGGGAGUAGAAUAUCGGCGAUAUCCAAGUCAUUUUACGAUCGCUUCUUUUCUAGCAUAUCUAUUAUUAUUGAUAAAAUGAAAUUGCAAUCAUACACGGGAGAUGCAAUAGUGCCGCUGGGACGCAUCGAUGUGUGCGUGCGCUGUGUCGGCGAUGACAACACAGGCCGGCCGUCAGCUGACGCCUUGUUACCGUUAUUUGUGAUAGAACGAGGCGGGCCGCCAUUACUAGGCCGUCGUUGGUUACGAGAACUUAAAUUGCAAUCAAUUAAUUUAUUUCACAUCAAUGAUGACAUAGACCCGGUAGUGUUGCAAUUAAGAAACGAAUUUCCCGAGUGUUAG
Amyelois transitella is the source of this 1320-nucleotide messenger RNA. RefSeq lists its product as uncharacterized. The record is from RefSeq and is a predicted model, not a curated record. The coding region runs from base 1 to 1320 and encodes 439 amino acids. Lineage: Eukaryota; Metazoa; Arthropoda; Insecta; Lepidoptera; Pyralidae. The transcript is spliced from 2 exons. Gene Ontology annotation, molecular function: zinc ion binding; nucleic acid binding.